UCAUGACGUUGGCGUCGUCCGAGCGUGGGCGUGUCAUGUGACCGGCGCGACAGCUGAGGCCGGGCAGGAGGGCGGCGGCGGACAUUUUGUGAGCGGCGGCCGAAGGGAAGAGCAGCGGCAGGUCUUAAUCAACAUGGGAAGGAAGCACUAAUCAAGAUUCUAACAUGAUUGGAGGCUUGUUCAUUUACAAUCACAAGGGGGAAGUUCUUAUCUCCAGAGUCUACAGGGAUGACAUUGGACGGAAUGCAGUGGAUGCUUUCCGCGUCAAUGUCAUCCAUGCCAGGCAACAAGUGCGCUCCCCAGUGACCAACAUUGCACGUACCAGCUUCUUCCAUGUUAAACGUUCGAAUAUAUGGCUGGCUGCUGUCACCAAGCAGAAUGUCAAUGCAGCCAUGGUCUUUGAGUUCCUGUACAAAAUGUGUGAUGUUAUGACCUCCUACUUUGGAAAGAUCAGUGAAGAAAAUAUCAAGAACAACUUUGUCCUCAUCUAUGAGCUUCUGGAUGAAAUCCUGGAUUUUGGUUACCCACAAAAUUCUGAGACCGGAGCAUUGAAAACGUUCAUUACCCAACAAGGAAUCAAAAGUCAGCACCAGACCAAGGAAGAGCAGUCACAAAUCACAAGCCAGGUAACCGGGCAGAUUGGAUGGAGGCGUGAAGGGAUCAAGUAUCGUCGAAAUGAACUUUUCCUGGAUGUUCUGGAGAGUGUCAACCUAUUAAUGUCACCUCAAGGUCAGGUUCUAAGUGCGCAUGUCUCGGGUAGGGUGGUAAUGAAGAGUUAUUUGAGUGGAAUGCCAGAGUGCAAGUUUGGAAUGAACGACAAGAUUGUUAUCGAGAAGCAAGGAAAAGGAACUUCUGAUGAGGCCGCAAAAAGGAUGAAAAUCGGACCAACCUCAACGCCUUCAAAAUCACGGAUCGCAAGUUCAGGACAAAACAAAAGUGGUAAGCAAUCCAUAGCAAUUGAUGACUGCACAUUCCACCAGUGUGUACGGCUCAGCAAGUUUGAAUCUGAAAGGAGCAUUAGUUUCAUUCCACCAGAUGGAGAAUAUGAACUCAUGAGGUAUCGAACCACUAAAGAUAUCAUCCUGCCGUUCCGAGUGAUCCCAUUGGUUAGAGAAGUGGGUCGCACUAAACUCGAGGUGAAAGUUGUGAUUAAAUCAAACUUCAAACCAUCACUGCUGGCUCAGAAGAUCGAGGUGCGUAUUCCAACCCCACUCAACACCAGUGGAGUUCAAGUCAUCUGCAUGAAAGGGAAGGCCAAGUACAAGGCUAGUGAGAAUGCAAUUGUGUGGAAGAUAAAGCGAAUGGCAGGAAUGAAGGAAUCGCAGAUCAGUGCUGAGAUUGAGCUUCUACCCACUAAUGAUAAAAAGAAAUGGGCUCGACCACCCAUUUCUAUGAACUUUGAGGUUCCAUUUGCUCCUUCUGGACUGAAGGUGCGUUAUCUGAAAGUGUUCGAGCCAAAGUUGAACUACAGCGACCACGACGUGAUAAAAUGGGUCCGGUACAUCGGGAGAAGCGGGAUCUACGAGACCAGAUGCUGAGAGCAGGCCUAGCCCGCGGCGCUCACUAAAACACACCAGACACUCUUCUGGCUGGCCACCACACCACACCAUGCACUUGACGUGGCCCAGGAGAUGACAAUAAGCCACACCUUCUCGGUUGUGGCUGCACCACCAACGAUGGAGACCCAGUCGACAAAAAUCCCACUUUUCCGUUGAAUUUGUAUUUCAUUUCCCCACCCUACCUGUUCUAUUCCCCGAUGGCCAUGUCCAACCCUGAACGCAGCUCCCAUUUCAUGUCUACUUGAUAUUCAACUCAUACAGUGUAUUUUCCAACAAUGUAAGCAUAUUGUAGUUCAAUAGAAUAUAGAAUGUAACAGGGCGUACCUGUAGAGACUGAACUGUAAUGGUAACAAUGUUGUAAUGAAUGUUGUGUGCAAUCAAGCUGGUCUUCCCACCAACCUGUGGUCAAGUUGCUGCAGUGUCUUCUUCGAUUUAUUAACUCUGUGACCAAAAUAAUUGUCAAAAAUACUACUUGUCUGUCUCAUGCAAUGGAGUGUACGUUCACUGUAGAAUUCUUGAGCUUUGCCACUGGGGGGGAGAUGCAGAUGGAACCAUUGCUUGGUUUACAGGAAAGAGCAUGAGGGUGUAUCAGUACACAGUUACUGAUCAAAUGUGCACUUAAUGUUUAUGAAAGAGAAAUGGCAUCUUUAUUAAUCUCUGGUCUACUGACCAGGACCUUGUUAAGGAAGGGCAAGAGUGAUGGAAGGGGGUAACCCAUGCAUUAGUGGCCCCUGCAAAUUCCAUUCCCUGGUCCCUCUGCCUAUUGGCCUGUCUCCAGGGAGCUAUUGAUGCACACGACUUUACAUUACAGCACAAGAGUUGCGUAACCCCACACAGGUCUGUUCACAGUGAGCCUGAGUACUGUGUAAUAUGUGUGUCUGAUCAUGGCUACUUGGUCAGUCGGUGACCCAAACCUGCACCGUUUUUAAAGAAGGGAAGUCUUAAAAGGACGAAUAUUGAAGAUGCUCGUCUGUAAAUCCUUUUGCUUGAUGGUGUGAUUCCUCUUGAGCAACUUUUUGUGAUUGUCCAGUUAAUCUUAAUAAACCAUACAGAAUCAGUACA
Molecule: messenger RNA, 2621 nt
Organism: Amblyraja radiata (thorny skate)
Lineage: Eukaryota; Metazoa; Chordata; Chondrichthyes; Rajiformes; Rajidae
Product: AP-2 complex subunit mu
Exons: 13
Coding region: 165-1538 (457 amino acids)
Biological process (GO): vesicle-mediated transport; intracellular protein transport
Cellular component (GO): clathrin adaptor complex
Source: RefSeq, a predicted model, not a curated record